AUGCCUGCGCCUCGGUCCGCAGGAUAUUAUUCAGCGAGUCGAGACGGACGACGAGAUGGCCCUGCGACGCCAGAGCGCCGGCGGAAUAGCAGCCAAGAGAUGGGCAAGCCGGGUAAUGCGUCCAGUCAGCGCGACGACAGCUUCUCUCCCCACGACGACUCGUUCCACGACGACGAUGCCUUGAGCCCUCGCCGAGAGGCCUCCCCGUACGCCGACGACGGACAUGGACACCGAGAAGAGCGGGCGCAGAAGAAGCACAAGGGCCGCCUGGGCGGAGGCUUCUUGCUACACGAUGCCUUUGGUGGUGGACGAUCUCGUCGACAGCGGGCUACUCACACGCCAGGCCCAGCUCCUCAGCUCCAGCUAGGCGUCGGUCGUGAUGCUGCUUUCCAGGCUUCUCCUGGCCCUGGACAUGAUAUGGGCAUGCGAAACUCGUCUGCGCCCAUUCGGCGAUCUGGCGAAGAGCCUGCAAACUCACCUCCCAACACUGGGCAUUCCGCCGACGGCAGGCUAUACUCGGACUCGCACCACCAGGAAUCGCUCGCUGCUCCGGAUCUGGAUUCCACUCAGAUUGUGCACAUGGCUCUCAGCCUUAGCGAAAACCGCCGUCUCGCCUCUCGACGGAAUGCCUCUCGGACAGCUGCCCCCCCGCGGCUUACACCUAUCCCAGACGCAUCCUCUUCAAGCAACAUCAGACAGCAUCUCCAGCAGCAGCGAAAGCUUUCGCGCACCGAUUCUCCCAGCUUACUGCAAGAGCCGUCGGCUCUGGUUCCCGUAUCUAGAAACAGCGGCAACUUUCAGUCCUCAUUUGAGUCCUCCCACGAUGCGCAAUACCGCUGGCAAUUUUCUGCCUCGACUCUGGCCAGAGCCCACAAGGCCAAAGUACACCUCGAGCUGUGGGCUCAAUACAGGCGACUACUCGAUGUGCUGCCGCCCCUCAAGCCAGGACUCGAAAGACCGUCGUCGGGUAGCUCCCCAGACUCUCCUGUGCUGGCACCCGGUGCCCAAGCGCUUGCUAUCACGCUAGGGAGGCAGUACAACCCCUUGCAGUAUAUUCGGAAUCGCAAAGUGCGGGCACGUGAGAGGAAGGUCAUUGACGGACAGCGGCAGGGGUUCAGCGAUGUAGAGUGUGUUAGAUCAUGGGUUGAUACCGUUUAUCGACAAAUGUCGCUGGCCGGGACGUCGCUUGUCGACGAACGACCUUCCAUUCCGCCCUAUCAAUACGCUGAAGAUGUCGAUCUGCAGAACUCGCCCUCGGAGGCCGUAGCGAGGCCCCGGCGGCCGAGAGUGGACUGGAUCUUGGACCCUUGCGAUGUGAUUGCUGAUGCAUACUGGCUGGAGCAGAACGGGCACAAGCAUCUUAUUGAAGACCGCCAUUGGCGAAAGAUUUUCCCGCCGCCUGCGACCUCCGACUUGAGUAGACCUUUAUCUCGAGAAGUAGAUGAUACUAGCAGCAAGAUUUCGCCGUUCACAACAAGAGACAACAGAGACAAUGAGAUAACCGAAACCAUUACUGAGGGGAAAGAAUUUGGGUUGUCCAAAGUUCGCUCGGAAUUGUCUCAUAGCAGUACAAAGGAGCGUGCCAAACAGAAGCUACAGAACAUCAAAGGAUUCCACCACCGGCAUGGAAGCGCCGGGCAUGGCCACGAUAUAGUAAUGCGAAUGAAGAAAGAUUCUGGAUCUGAAUAUUCAGACAGCGACGACAGCGAGCCAAAGAGGAGGAUGCGACCUGUUCGCAAGGGAACAAUUUCCAGCAACUCAAACGACCUACUGCAGAAGCAAAUGAUGGAAAUGGUGGCCAAGGAAGCACGUGAAAGAGAACUUGAAGAUAUGGCUUUGGCGAAUGAGAGCGCCGAUGACCAGAGUGUCGAGGCACAAGAUAUGAGGCGAAUUUCACAACCGCCGUCCCGAUUUACUAGCAGGAGAGGUUCUCUGGCGGAAAUAAGCGACUCAGAACGCAAACUUGCUGUGUUUGGAAAGGUCAAAAAGAGCUCUCCCUCGCGCCUGAGUCUUGAUGCCAAUUAUCUUUCGUCAUCUCCGGGCAAACGAGCUUCGUUUCCCAACUCCCCUGAAAUCCUGCCGCUUCGCAAUGGCAAGUCUGAGUCGGUUGCCAGCGCUGAUCCUUCACCACCCUGGAGCCGAUCAACAUCUCCCACAAGAAACCCCUUCAGCAAGAUCAAGUCAAUCAUUCGAGACAAGAACGACGACACUUAUAUACUCGAUGAAGUUGAAGAUGAGGGAGAAGGGCGAUCGUCAAAGCGUGACAAACUUUUGGCACCCGACAGCGGGAAAAGCGCUCGCAACACGGGAAGCAUGCGACUGAGAGCUGACGAAAAUCUUGGCUUGAGAGGCAUGUUCAAGGGGCCGCGUAUCGACAACGUGCUUCGAGGCGGUGUUUCAAAGUUGGGAGACAUUAUCCGUAAGAAAGAGGGAUCUGGCGAAGCACCCGACCUCGACACAACGGAUGAGUCUGAUAGUGAUAGGAUCAGGGGGCGAAAGUCUGCACCCUUUUCUCUGUCGCGAAAACCUUCCACUAGGGCACAAGAAGUACAGCACCAGCCGAAGCACUUUCUUGAUACGAUGCCUCAGUUUCAUCGCAUGCCUAGCUUUCGCCAUACCGCUAAUGGUGGUGAGAAGCUUACUGCUGCUGCUGAUUCUGGCGCAGAAACCCCCGGUCGUCGGGCUACUGAACUUGAUCUUCUUCGACCUCCGCUGAUUAAAAUCCGGAGCGCAUCAUCGUCUGGAUCUUCUCCGGUACAGAAACCUCGCAUAGGGGACUCGGACGUCUCCGAGUCCGAAUCCUUGUUGAACAACAGUAGCACUGCCCCCGAUGCGGCCGACAAGCGUGGAAAUUCAGCCCUUUCGCUCAGCGACAAGGAUAAUCAGCAUAGACGACUGCCGGGUGAGCAUUGGUCGAUUGCGGACCGUGGCUUUCCUGGCCAGAUGAGGCUUUCGAAGCGCGAAGUCGCUAGGAUGCGGGCUCUGAUACUCAGCUCCGGCGUCAAGGCGAUGGAACUGCGCCGUCGCGCCAACGAGCAGCACAAGCCGUUCAGCAAGGAGAAUCUCGCCCUGAACGCGGCUGCCUCCCCGAACGAGCCCGGCGGCGUCCCCUGGUCGGACAUUGCCAGGCUCACUCCUAAGCAAGCCCAGCUCAGCCUCCAGCUGCACGACCAGCAGGUGCCUUUCUGCGAGGUGUAUCCCCUCGCCGCUCGUACUCUGGGCGUUGCCAUCCAGACCUGGGGCCAGCGAUGGCAGUCUUCGGCGGACUACUUCCGGGACAAGACGACGCAUGACCUUCGCACGCGCGUUUGGGAGGUUCGCACGCAUAUUGCGGAUGAUUUGUCUGAGCUGGCGCGUAAGGCUGCUGAUGAGGCGGACGAGACGAGUCGUGACUUGAUGCUCGGCCAGCCUCUUAAGAUCAAGCACGUCAUUGACACCAUGGACAAGAUGUUGCGUACGCGGCGUAGAAGAUUCCGGUGGUUGAGGCGUGGGCUCUGGCUUACGGUGGAGUGGCUGCUCGUGGGCUUCAUGUGGUAUGUCUGGUUCAUGGUGAUGAUACUGCGCAUCUUCCUCGGCAUCGGCAAGGGGGCUUUGCGGGGCGUCAAAUGGCUUCUCUGGCUGUGA
This is a messenger RNA of Trichoderma harzianum CBS 226.95, 3624 nucleotides long. RefSeq lists its product as hypothetical. The record is from RefSeq and is a predicted model, not a curated record. Bases 1 to 3624 code for a protein of 1207 amino acids. NCBI's taxonomy places the organism in Eukaryota, Fungi, Ascomycota, Sordariomycetes, Hypocreales, Hypocreaceae. The transcript is spliced from 2 exons.